Molecule: messenger RNA, 719 nt
Organism: Bradysia coprophila
Lineage: Eukaryota; Metazoa; Arthropoda; Insecta; Diptera; Sciaridae
Source: RefSeq, a predicted model, not a curated record
CAAGACGACGUAUGACAUCAUGUACCGGCGGUGUCCACACUUUCAAUUGUGGCUUGGAAAUUGUAAGACCAGCAAACGGUGGUUAUGUUGCUCUGAACAUAUUAUCGCGCUUUUGCAAUACCACGACUUGCUUGGGUUCAUACACAUAUUUGAUCAAUAAAUUCACGAACGAGGUCCACUUUAAACGGUACACGAACCUUGCUGAAAUAAAGUGUGAAUUGGAAAGAACACCGGCGCACGAAACAUACGAUUCUGACUUCGAUGAGUGCCUUAAUUUACGCUAUGCAAUACCAAGUGAUUUACCCGUAAAAUUCAACGUAUCCGUGGUAAAGAACUUAAACAAGCACAUUGACAUAUCAGUGUACGACGAUGGUAAAUACGAUUACUACGAACUUGAUAUGAGAGGUAAAGCAUACUAUACAGACGUCCGAAGUGACAUGAAUCCGAGCCGAACUUUUGAAGAGCACUUAAAAUGCGAUGCACAACAUCCGCUUGGACCAUGCACCUAUGAAUUCCAUCCAUCAUUCGGUUGUGGCUACGAAGUAAUUAAGAACGAAGCUGACGUAGCCAUAUAUGUUUAUGCCGACGACGAUACCACAUUCGAGUAUAAUGUCGAUAGAAGCAGUGGAAAGACUUUCUUCUAUCAAUAUGAAGGAUCUUUUAGGCAUUGUAAUUUUUGAUCAACUUUGGAUUGAGGACAGAUAACGCGAAUGCUUCAG